CCUAAUUUCAAUUUAGGGUUUGCAUUCCUACUGCCGAAUCUCCAGAUCGCGGCGUCUCUCCGCUCGUAUUCUCCAGCAAACCCGAAAAUGGCGACUCAGAUCAGCAAGAAGCGAAAGUUUGUGGCCGAUGGAGUGUUCUACGCGGAGUUGAAUGAGGUGCUGAUGCGCGAGCUCGCAGAGGAUGGAUACUCCGGUGUCGAAGUCAGGGUCACUCCAAUGAGGACUGAGAUCAUCAUCCGCGCCACGCGCACGCAGAACGUACUUGGGGAGAAAGGGAGGAGGAUUAGAGAGUUGACUUCUGUGGUACAAAAGAGGUUCAAGUUUGCAGAGAACUCUGUUGAGUUGUAUGCAGAGAAGGUUAACAACAGGGGUCUCUGUGCCAUUGCUCAGGCUGAAUCUCUUAGAUACAAGUUGCUCGGUGGCCUUGCUGUGAGACGUGCAUGCUAUGGUGUUUUGAGGUUCGUCAUGGAAAGUGGCGCCAAGGGUUGUGAGGUCAUUGUCAGCGGGAAGCUGAGAGCUCAGCGCGCCAAGUCAAUGAAAUUCAAAGACGGCUACAUGAUCUCUUCCGGCCAGCCGGUCAAAGAGUACAUCGACUCUGCUGUCCGACAUGUCCUCCUCCGACAGGGAGUUCUCGGCAUCAAGGUUAAAAUCAUGCUCGACUGGGACCCCAAAGGUAAAUUUGGCCCGACUACUCCUCUUCCAGAUCUCGUCACCAUUCAUACCCUGAAGGAAGACGAUUUCAUUAUUCCGGCCCCUGUACUGCCCCCGGCUGAAAUCGAGCUCCAAGCUUAGGGCUUUUUUGGAUCGGACCUGAACUAAAUGUGUUGUUGACAAGUCUUGAGAGGUAACUAUCUAUAUGAUUUUUAAUGUUUAAAAAGGGCAGAUUUUGUGUGGCACAAUUUUCGCAUUUGUCUGUAGCUGCUUUUGGAUUCAAUAUUACCUGCUUUUGCAUACUCUUUAAUUUAGAUAAUUUUGGGCGUUAUUUUA
Messenger RNA from Andrographis paniculata, 987 nucleotides. Its product is annotated as 40S ribosomal protein S3-3. NCBI's taxonomy places the organism in Eukaryota, Viridiplantae, Streptophyta, Magnoliopsida, Lamiales, Acanthaceae. Gene Ontology annotation, biological process: translation. The record is from RefSeq and is a predicted model, not a curated record. The transcript is spliced from 6 exons. Gene Ontology annotation, molecular function: structural constituent of ribosome; RNA binding. Gene Ontology annotation, cellular component: nucleus; cytosolic small ribosomal subunit. Bases 88 to 792 code for a protein of 234 amino acids.